Triticum aestivum (bread wheat) is the source of this 4323-nucleotide messenger RNA. Its product is annotated as inverted formin-2. Gene Ontology annotation, molecular function: calcium ion binding. NCBI's taxonomy places the organism in Eukaryota, Viridiplantae, Streptophyta, Magnoliopsida, Poales, Poaceae. Gene Ontology annotation, biological process: photosynthesis. The transcript has 2 exons. The coding region runs from base 68 to 739 and encodes 223 amino acids. The record is from RefSeq and is a predicted model, not a curated record. Gene Ontology annotation, cellular component: photosystem II oxygen evolving complex; extrinsic component of membrane; photosystem II.
CAGAUCCCCUUCUCUCUCCACCGAUCCACUCCCGCCGCCGCCUCUCCCCCCGAUCCACUUCCUGUCGAUGACUCAGAUCCCCUCCUCUCUCCCUCGAUCCACCCCUCCCCUCACGCCGCCGCCGUCCCCCGCACCGCCGCCUCUCCCUUCACGAUCCAGCCCCGCUCCCUUCACGCCCUCGACGCCGCCACUGACGGCGCCCGACCCUCCCCUCGAUCUCAGAUCGCAUCGAGCUCCCCCUCUCCCUCCCUUCUCCCUCCCACCUCUCGAAGCUCCCGCGUCCCACCGUCGAACUCGGGCAGCCGAGCGGCAGGGGCAUCCCCGGCGCCGUCGAUCCCGGCCAUGGCCCGCCCCCACGCCCCAGCCUCGCGGAAUCAAGCCCGGCCCCUCCGUCCGCGACCUCCUUAUCCCUCCACGGCCAUGGCCUCGGCCUCCCUUCCCCGACCGCCAAGACGUUGGCGCGGAGGCUGCUCUCCACCAGCCCCAGCAAAGGUACUGCGCAGUCGCACCGGCGGAUGGCAAGUUCAUGCCGGUCAUCGACAGGAAGGCCGGCUACUCCUUCGUCUACCCAUUCGGAUGGCAGGAGGUGUCUGUGCAAGGGCAGGACAAGGUGUACAAGGAUCUGAUCGAGCCGCUGGAGAGCGUCAGCAUCAACAUGACCCCCGCCACCAAGGAAGACAUCCUCGACCUCAGCCCGCCUGACCCCGCCGUCCGCGAGUGGACCUCAAGACUGCCGUGAACCACGCCGAUGACGUCCUCGACGACUUCCGCUAUGAGGUGCUACGCCGCCGUGCAACCCAGAUCCGCCGCCGCUGCUCCACUGCUCGCAAGGUUCGUCCUACCUUCUCUUCCCACUCCGGCUGGCUCUGUUUGAGAGCUCUGUAAAUUCCUAUGCACUACAAAUACACUGUAUAUAAGUGAAUACACUUCUGCUUGUAAGAAGGUGUUUGGUUGGACGGUAAACUUGCUGCGCAACUGGACCUCGUCAUUAAUUUGAUGAUGCCUAAUCUCUAGCUGUGCACUAUGAAGUAUGAGUACUAAUGACAGUCAAAAUGAACUACGUUUGUGAGUGUUCUUACUAGCAGUAUUGGUGUCCUCAAGUGCAAGCUUAACUGUAUAUUAUGUUUGGAUUCAGCCUCAACAGUGAAGAUGUGUCAACAGUUACUGAAACUAGUUAUCAACCAUGAAUGAAAUCGUUUCUCGCUUCAUGGGCUAACUCUUGCCGGAAACAGCGUGCUUCUGAAUUCGGCGUGCAGAACACUACAGGCUGUGUCAGUUUAUUGUUUGCUGAACAUACCACCCAAAAAUGACUCCACUACAAACAAAUGUUCACCGCUGCUACCGCCCAUCUCUCUCACCAUCAUAUCAGGCAGGCAGGCGGGCAGCCUACAGACUCAUCUCUUUCCACUACUGUUCUAGACAGCGUGCGGCAUGCAGCAAGCAUUUCGUUUCCCUGUCUAAUUUUGGGAAUUUUAUGCCUACCACUCUUGUACACUUAACCCAUCCAUUUAUCUCUGCUAAUUCUCCACUUGGGUGCAAACUGUUAUAUAUAUAUAUAUGCAAAAAUAAACUGUUAUAUAUCCCAUAUGUUUAGGUUUAUCAGGACCCAUCAAGUUUUCCUAUCCGAGGGUAGAUUUAUAAAAAAUAAGAAUAAGAAUUCUGAAGGCUUGAACGAUCCUUUUCACAAACGGAUUGAGAUGAAAUUGCGUGCUUUAUCUGAUAGGUUCUCUCCUUUUAAUUAUUAUUAUCAUGACGGGUAGCAUCUCCAUCUCCCUCUCAUCUUCCUCUGCUCGCUAUUGCUGCUCCGAAUUAUACAUGUUGGCAAAGAGAUGUCCCUGUUUUCCUCAGUACUAUGCACUGCUAUAUUUAUGUGGUUGUUUUUGUGUGCAUCUUAUUUUGAAACCAAGUGAGACACCUCCAUCCCCUACAUCUUGACGAUCCCUCUAGUAGUGUAUAUCUUGCGUUGCUCUCACUACCUCCUGCCCCUAGAUUUCCAAUUGCCUUUGUUGCCUGCUCAUUUAAUUAAUUAAAACUGCAUGUGUGCGUGUAAGCAUAUCAAUUUGCUGCUGUUCAUCUUCAAAAUAUAUGGAUAUACCUAUUCCUACAAUGUUUUGAUUUCCUAGGUAGGUCUGUAUUAGGCCAGUGUUUCUUCUAUGAAGAACUGUGCACUAGUGAUAAUAGUGUGAGAUUGUUAUUUACCUUUACUUUUUUGGUGCUGGUUGGUGUGUGUGCGAUCUUAAGUGCAGAUCGUUUGUCAUUCACUGUUAUUUACUUAUGUGAUCAGCACCCCAAUCCCAGGGUCCUCUAUUUGGAGCAGCAAAUCCAAGCUUGUUUGCUGCAGAUUGUUUUAUUCACUUCCUUUAGUAAUAUCAACAAAUAAAAUCAGUUGUUUGCAUCGGACUGGAUCAUUCUCACUUGUUAGUUGAGUUCUAAGUAUUUGCAUCGGAUUGGAUGAUUCUCACUUGUUAGUUGAGUUCUAAGUAUGUAGUAUCUUUAGUUCUCUUGUUAUAUUAUAGUCAGAAUUAUACCGCAUGACUGAAUCAUGUGUUAUUUAGUUGGUUGAGCAGUAUCUUUAGUUUUCUGAUGAUUAUUCAACUCUCAACUCUGAAUAAAUAAGUAGCUGACCCUAUUGGUUCUUUCUUUCUUCAGGGCUACGACUUGAUGGUCCCGCUGCAGCUUUGCUCCGUUUGAUAAUUCUUUUACUGUCUGACCUGCUCUGCUCUGCAUAGUUUCCAGUUGGUUAUAAAACCAUAAAACUGUGGUGAUGUGAGGUCCGACUAUGCUUUGUAAUUUUGGUUUCAUCCCCCACCACUCCAGCUAGCUUCUUCUUCACAUCAUAUUAUAUUUUCACCUGCUGCUGCAUCAUUGAUUGGAUGGUCACCUGCUGCUGCAUCAUAAGUAGCUUAGCUUGUUUUGCCAUCGAAUCAGUCAAUACUGUUUCACUAUGCUUGUUUCUCGUACUAGGUCUGUCAGUUACAGCAUAAACAAACAAAUUGCUUAGCUCUCAACUCUAAAUACUUAGCUAGCUGAACCUACCUGUUCUUUCUUUCUUUCUUUCUUCAGAGCUAUGACUUAUAUGGGUCAAGCUGCUGUUUUGCUGUGUUCGAGGAUACUAUUGCUGCCUGUAUACUGAUACAUUUGGUGAUAUUGAACUGAACCGAAGUUGUGAAUGUACCAUUAUUGUCCUACUGCUACUUAUCCUGGGCUCACCUGCCCUUUAAUCAAGCGCGACCCAGCUAGCUGUAUGAAAAACAACAUGUUAGGGAUGAUCACAAUUUGAUAAUCUAGAAUGAAAUUUGCAAUUCAAUAUUCCCUUGAGAUUGAGACACCUCUUGCUCCUCUAGUGUUAAUAGCUUAGUGUUUUGUUUCGGGGUUUCUUAAUGUUCUUGUGCUUCAAGAACAAUACUUAGUUUUUUUAAUCAUGCAGCUGUUACUUUUGAUUAAAAAUGUGUAUAGAUUAUCCACCUCAGCGACGCUAUCCCAAUCAGAUCAUCGUUGACACUAUCAUCAUCAGGUCUUGGUUCCCUUUAUUCUCUCCUGCCUUGUGAUGUUAGUCUGUGUGGGCUUACUAGUAUUGUAGAUGUUGUCUUGAAUGGAUGGUCGUGGUAGUAGAGUAGUACUGUACUUUUCUUCAGGUGAAUGUGUUGCAGUGACGUUUCUUGCAUGACCUGCACUUGUACCAAUAUACCUUGCUGGUACCUGUAGGUUAGUAUUGUUAGUGGCUAACAUGAGCUUGAAUGCUGUAGUGGAAGUGUAGAACAACAGCGGGUUAACGUGUUUUAUUUGCCGUAUGCAAGUCUGUUGUUUUAUUUGCCCUUUCUAGUAUUGUACAAACUGAUGCAUUCCUGUCAUAAACAAAUUAUUGUAUAAGAUAUGUAAAAGCAAACAUUUCCCUAUGCAAGUCUGUUGUUUUAUUUGCCCUUUCUAGUAUUAUAUGAUAGUGUCCAAAUUUAGGACUACUGGGUGGAUCUGCCAUGCUGCUUAUAUUAGUGUUGCCAUUGCAUUUGUUUGGUUCUGGCCUCAGCAGCAGUACACUAAUGCUGGUAGAAUUUGUGUUCACUCUUUUCCAGGAGCGCCAGGACAAAUUUGAAGUGUGAAGCCAUGAAACCAAGUGCAAAGCUGUGAUGCCUUACUUGCGAGAGAUUUGUUUAUUUUGUUUGACUGUAAUAGACUAUCGAGAUUGUGACAUUGUAACAGAUUUACUGUUAUUUGAUAAAUUACGUUUGUUCUGUUUUGUUUCAAAUAGUGAUUUAAAAAGUGUGAAAAUUGGAAACCUGACUAGUGGGAUCCACUUAUCAAAAUAAUCUGAGCAAUGUUGAAAUA